Molecule: messenger RNA, 2703 nt
Organism: Humulus lupulus (European hop)
Lineage: Eukaryota; Viridiplantae; Streptophyta; Magnoliopsida; Rosales; Cannabaceae
Product: L-type lectin-domain containing receptor kinase IV.1-like
Exons: 1
Coding region: 57-2102 (681 amino acids)
Biological process (GO): protein phosphorylation
Cellular component (GO): plasma membrane
Molecular function (GO): protein kinase activity; ATP binding; carbohydrate binding
Source: RefSeq, a predicted model, not a curated record
CUGUAUCAAAGUAGAAUAGCAAGGAAAAAGUGCUUAUAGAUCGACUAGUUUAAGCCAUGUUUUCUAAGCUUCUGAUAUCGCUUCUCUUACUAUUCCUAACCAUAACAGUAAUACCAGCUCCGUCCCAAGAUGAUCAUGGUGAUCUCAGUUUUGUCUUCGAUGGAUUUAAGCCAGUCGACCUGGUCCUCGACGGCUCAGCUAAAAUAACCUCCAAUGGCCUGUUGAGGCUCACGAACAACACGAACCACCGUACAGGUCAUGCUUUCUUUCCCAAACCAGUAACCUUCAAAGCCACCCCAAACAACACCGUUUCUUCCUUCUCCACCACAUUCGUCUUCGCCAUCAGAUCGGAGUUCGCGACUCUGAGCGGCCACGGCUUCGUUUUCGUGAUCGCUCCGACGAGAGGUCUUCCCGGAAGUCUCCCGACAGAGUACCUUGGCCUUUUUAACGAAACCAACAAUGGCAACGCCACGAACAGAGUCUUCGGCGUCGAGCUCGAUACGAUUCAAACCAACGAGUUCAAAGACAUAGACGCCAAUCACGUGGGGAUUGACAUUAAUGGUUUAACCUCGGUUAAAGCUGAACCGGCGAGCUAUUUCGACGAAAACAAAGGUGGGUUUACGAACUUAUCUCUUAUAAGUGGUAAGCCGAUGAAGGUAUGGGUCGAAUAUGACGCUGUUAAGAAGCAGAUGAACGUGACUUUAGCUCCGGCCGAAGUUGUUAAACCCCGAAAACCGCUUCUGUCUUUGAACGUAGAUCUUUCACCGAUCAUAAAGGACACCAUGUAUAUUGGUUUUGCUUCCUCAACCGGCUCUAUUAUAAGUUAUCACUAUGUUCUGGGUUGGAGCUUUAAGAUUAAUGGCGAAGCUCAAGAGCUUGACUUUUCGAAACUCCCGAAUCUGCCUCGGGUCGGACCCAAACCAAAAUCCAAGCUUUUGACAAUUGGGUUACCGGUGAUUUGUUCGAGCUUGGUGGCUCUAGCGAUCUUGAGUUUAGUUCUUAUCAUCAGAAGAAGGAGAAAAUAUGCAGAGGUACUUGAAGAUUGGGAGGUCGAAUAUGGACCUCAUAGAUAUAGAUACAAAGAUUUGUAUAUGGCAACUGAGGGUUUCAAGGACAAAAAUUUAUUGGGUAGGGGAGGAUUUGGUAAAGUCUACAAAGGAGUAUUGCCCUCCAAAACAGAGAUCGCUGUCAAAAGAAUCUCUCACGAAUCAAGACAGGGUAUGAGAGAAUUCGUGGCUGAAAUUGUAACUCUCGGCCAGCUCCGACACCGGAAUGUAUUACCCCUUUUAGGCUAUUGUCGCCGGAAAGGUGAGCUUCUUUUAGUCUACGAUUACAUGCCCAAUGGCAGCCUAGACAAGUACCUAUACAACAACCCAAAAACGACACUAAAUUGGCACCAAAGAUUUGGGGUCAUAAAGGGAGUUGCCUCAGGUCUAUGCUACCUUCACCAUCAGUGGGAACAAGUCGUCAUCCACCGUGACGUGAAAGCCAGUAACGUACUAGUUGACAGCGAGUUAAACGGCCGGUUAGGAGACUUUGGUUUAGCUAGAUUGUAUGACCAUGGAACCGAUCCUCAAACAACUCACAUAGUUGGAACAUUCGGCUACCUCGCCCCGGAGCAUACCAGAACCGGAAAGGCCACAACGAGCUCCGACGUCUUCGCAUUCGGAGCUUUCCUGCUUGAGGUGGCAUGCGGACGACGGCCCAUAGAGGGGAGAGGAUCACCGGAGGAAGAGUUAGUUUUGGUGGACUGGGUUUUCUCAUGUUGGAGCAAAGGAAGGAUUAUUGAGGCCAUAGAUGUAAAUUUGAUAGAAUCAGAUUCUGUCGUAUCAGAGGAGGAAAUAGAGCUAGUAUUGAAACUGGGGUUGUUGUGUUCACAUUCGGAACCGGGGGUCAGACCGAGCAUGAGGCAAGUGAUGUCCUUUUUGGAGAGAGAUGUGCCAUUGCCGGACUUGUCGACAAUGGGACUCACAGCUGCGGGGUUGAUGUUCGUGCAUAAAGAAGGGGUUGGUGAUUAUGCAAUGUCUAUGCCAUUUUUCCCUCAAGUGUUGUCGUCGUCGUCAUCUUCUAUGGCCGAGUCACUCCUCUCCGGUGGUCGAUGAGUUGAUUCUCAAUCCUACACGUGAACUCACUUCACCUAGGUACAUGGUAAGUCACUCUGCAUGGGAGGUAAGUGCUUUUUUUAGUAGUGAGAACGCUAUUAAUAACACAUUAAGUGCUAUACGAGACCGCCUCAUAGUGUUAUGCAAAUUUCCUAAUAAUUCACAUAUUUCUUUUUAACAAAGAGAAUUAAAAUGUUAAUAAUUUAUAUUAUUGUCCUAUAGAAAUGUGAAACUUUGCUCUCGAGAGAAACUUAGGGGUUUUUAUAAAGAUGGUGUCUAUUUGUGAGUCUUUCUACUUUCUUGAUGGGGUUAGUAGUUUUUAUGACGGAGUUUUGUUGUGUUGGUUUAGAAGAGCUACUUAGGGUGUUUAUCUUGGAUAAUACUCAGAUGGAAUGUCUAGUUGUUGUUUAGAGAAUUGCUAAAAAGUACAAUGAGUGUCUAACACCACAAGUAGUUCACAUACUAUUAUUGGUGUAAUUCAAUUUCGGAUGACACAUAUGUGUUUAUUAACCAUUUGGCUCCUAUUUAAAUUUCAUACACCUUACAUGAAGUCUACUGUUGUUGUAUUAUUUUAAAUAAUGAUAUGUGAUUAUUGGUUUUU